UUGAUGUUGAAACAUCAGUGCAGAGGACAAACGCAAAAACGAAGCAAAUAUGUCUCCCGUAGACAUGAAUGGAUACUGGAAAAUGACAAGUAAUGAAAACAUUGAUGAAUACAUUGAUGAAUACAUGGAAGCACUAGGUGUGAAUGUUGUCAUCAGAAAAAUUGCCAGCUAUCUCAUCUUUGAUAAGGAGAUUGUUCAGAAUGGUGAUCAUUUUAAUAUCAAGACUCUCACCACCUUUAGGAACUACCAGAUGGAGUUUGAUGUUGGAAAGGAGUUUGAGGAGGAUUUGGUUGGUGUAGAUGAUAGGAAAUGUAUGACCACGGUAAACUGGGAGGGAGACAAACUGGUGUGUGUACAGAAAGGAGAAAAGGAGGGAAGGGGCUGGACUCAGUGGGUGAAAGGGGAUGAGUUACAUGUGUGCAAUAAUGUUGACAAUGAUGAAGCCUAA
Messenger RNA from Sinocyclocheilus anshuiensis, 448 nucleotides. Its product is annotated as retinol-binding protein 1-like. Gene Ontology annotation, molecular function: lipid binding. Lineage: Eukaryota; Metazoa; Chordata; Actinopteri; Cypriniformes; Cyprinidae. The record is from RefSeq and is a predicted model, not a curated record. The transcript is spliced from 4 exons. Bases 50 to 448 code for a protein of 132 amino acids.